ACAAGACCAGAAACUCAAUAUUCCCCAGUGAUCGUUUCAUUCCCCUUCCUCCUCUCCAUCUCAUCCCCUUUCCCUUCUUGUUUUGUUUUAACCUCGCAACAUCUCGCAUCCCGCAUCUCGCAUUUUUGCUUGUUGUCCCUGGCGGGCACGGCGGGUAAUGCGUUGCAUGCGCGCCGGUAAAGUUCGGCCCAAGGCGCGGUCGCCCAGAGCCAGAUGGGGGUGAGGGGGGGGUGGGGGGCGGCCGCAUCCCGCUAUGAGCGCGCGGCACCAACAGUCGUCAUUCGUUGCGCACACGCACGCGGCGUGGCGGGAAUAUUGUAACUACGGAUAGCAUGUCCGAGGAUAUGCAGAUGCUUGCCGACUUUUGCCCAAGAGCCUUGGGAUGACGGCGAUCAGUGACAAUGCUGACAUUGCUGCAGAACAUGCUGAACGUCAGGGAAGCUGGGCCAACCGGCUGGCCGUCAAUGCCUUGUGGCCACUAAUUGCCUCCAAGGGAGGGGACUCGUCAACGGCGCCGAGCCCGCUUCUGACAUGAGCACUCCGACGAAGCUGGGCAAUGACGACGCUCAAGCUAUUCAAGAUCCCUGGUGGAUAAAUCCAUGACUUGCGCUGCAUGAGGAAGCUCCGAGACACGUAUUUGCACUCCGACAAACCGUCAUGUAUCAUGUGUAAAGAAGCACACCGACGAAACUUGCUCCAUCCAGUUCUGCCCCCCGAGAGGCUCGUCAUGCUGAUGCUCCUGCAGUAAGUCGGGAGUCCUGCCACUGCUAGCCCAGCCACGACAGUCCGAGAAUGACGCUCGACGGAGGGCCAAGCAAAACCGGAAACCCCAGCCCUAGCGUGCCUUGUGAUGGCCCAAGACUCCCAGGAGGCGGCAAACCACAUGCGACAACAGCCAUAUCACUACCUAGUCGAGACAUCAUGCCAGGCUCUAAGCCCCUAGCGUGCUGCCCUUGAAUGCUCUGGCAGAGAUGCGGUGCAUUCCUGGUGAAGCUGGUGCGGCCCGUCCGUGUCUCGCCGGUCUCAUGGCUCAGGUUCGCUGAUGCGAGCCGGCUAAACGUCUAGGCGUGGGAUUUUCCAGCCCCCCUCCCCGCGAUGUGAUUUGUGGGCUUCCGACCGUCCCUGCCUCACCCCUAAUGCUGCCGCCGAUGCUUCUUACAAUCUUGGGGCCGUUGGUGGGUGGGACGUGGGACGGGGCGCCGCUGUACCGCCGCGGGCAAGGGCGUCCCAACCUAAGCAACCCGCCGGAGCUGGGCGGAGGGCACGGCCCCCUGCGGCUGCAUUGAUUUUCCAACGUCCGCCAUGUCGCACCCGAUGGACCCUCCGAUCAGGCGUCUCUGCAAUUGUCAACCUCAGCAGAGGAGGAAGAAAAAGAGAAGAGCAAGGCGAAGAGAGGGAAAAAACAGAGGCCACCACCUAAACGACAGAGCCACGAUCGACACCACCACCAUAAUCACCACACCCUGCAAACCGUUGCUCUCGUAGCGGCCCGCGACCAAUACACCGGUCCGAUCUCACCCACUUUUCAGUCUUGGGGCGCGUCCAAAGCCCACAUUCCAACACGACCCCGACGAACCACGCAUUCCCAUCGCCGACCAACAAAAGCCUUCCUUGUCCGACGACGAACCGUACUGGUCUUUACCAUCUAGCGGCAAGCCUCUGCGUUAACCGCCCCCACCACCACCAACAUCCACCACCUCCCUGCGACGACCUUCAAACCGCAGCCAUGGCCGUAAACGACCUGGUAUCGGACAAGAAGCUGGGCGCUGUCCUGCAAACCUCCGGCGACGCCCAGAACCAGGCUCUCAAGCUGCUGCAGCUCCUCUCCGACAUCGCCCGGGCCGAGGAGACCGGCGGCGCCGUCGAGCAGCUGCAGGCGACGCUCUCCAAGGAGCAGAAGCUGCUGCUCACAAACAUCUCCCAGCUGCGCGGUCUGCAUCGCUCCGCCAAUUUCGACGCCAGGGACACAAAGGCCCAGACGGCCGAGGCGAGGCACGAGGUCGACCGCCUACACCUCCAGCUGCAGAAUUUGUACUACGAACAGAGGCACCUCGAGGGCGAGAUCGAUGCGUGCGGGUCCUACGACCAUACCUAUCAGAAGCUCUCUCUCAUCCCCGUCGAAAACUUUGUUGCCCUGCAUCCCGAGCACGCUGACAACGAUGAGAACGCCAUGAUGGUUGCACGUAUUGGCCACGAGAGAGCGGAGCGGGAGGCCCUCGAGAAGCAGAGGCUGGAGCUUGUAGGAAGGAAGCAAAAGCUCAUCGCGGAUAACAAGAAGCGCAAGGACGACUUGGCCAACCUCGACAAGGACCUUGAGAAAUUCAUCGACGCUGCGAAACCCAUCCAAGAACUCUUCGAGAAGGUGGUCUGAGAUGUCUCGAACACUUUACCCUGAUCCCCUGUAUUGCUGGAGACAUAUGUGGCAUGUCUGGUCUGCAACCAACACUAGACAUGCCUAUCCGACUUUCAUGAUGAGUCGAAGAUACAUUCCGAGACCCGUAUCCCGAGGCUUGGAUGGACCCUCUGGCCUUGACACGGCAUACUGUUGGACGAAUGCACCUCCAUCCAGGCGCACCACAGGUAAAGCGUAUACCUGGAGUGCCAUAAGAUCGGACAGAAGCCAAAACUUUGCUCGUCUGCCUUGAUGAGACGAUGACAUGUCGUUGGCCAUUUCCGCUUCGAGGAAAGGAACGGGCUCACGGGGCGAGAACAUGAAAAAAAAACUCGGCACUUCGUGUCGGUAGGCACUAUCAGACUGGAUGCCGACGGAGCCGAUGAGUGAUGCUCGGUCGUCCGCGCCGUGAUUUCGAGGGGCAAGGGGGUCGUGAAGCGGGUAUACAUGAGACCACAAAAGUUCGGCAUUCGCAGUAGAGAACAAAUAUCGCAUUCUCGUAGCGUAGACAGCGCCACCACAACGGUCUGCGGGUGCAACGUCUCGUUUGCCCAUACAAUAAUUCUCUGAAACGGGACACACACUCACACACACACACACAUCAAUAAAUCCGUGUACUUUAGUAACUGUCUUCAGACUUGCGAGAUUGCCUUGAACUGCGCCAGUCCAGGGAGAGUCAGCUAGCCGGCUCCCAUUCAAACAAUGUGACCCGACGCUGACCGCCCGCCGGCCGGUCGGCCGCCGAGUAUUCACCGAGCCGGCGUAGGUCCGGGCGGCCACGAGACGGUCCGGCAGAACCAAAGCUAUGUCCAAUAGCAGACGUCACGCACAGGGCAGCCGAAGGUCUCACCCCGGAUCCGAUGAUGCCACAUGUCAAUCCCGCCAGGAGACUGGUUUGGUCGAUCCGUCUGGCCAUCGGGGCCAUCGGGGUCACGGGGUGUAAGAGCCCCGGGCGAACUUUCUCUUUUUGUCCACUUUUGACUUUCGAGCGUCUGGGGCAACCCGUUUCAGCGAUGGCGAAGCUGUCCAGAAGCCCGUUGAAUCCGUAAGCCAAGGGUCCGUUCGUCUGGUAUCGCGGCAUUGACGGCCGGUGAUAUGGCCGCAUAGUUCGAGAAGAGACUACAUCGUAGGAGAGGAUGACGGGUCGCCGGAGACGUUGAUCUGCCGGCCUGCUUAGUUGACACUAGGAGCUCUAAAGUGUCCCUUAUCCCAUCUCGUUGCCGACGCCACGUUGCCCAGGGGUUUUGCUGGCUUCGGGAGACGUGAUGUGGGAGUAUGUCCCAUCUCGGCCGUCUUUCAGGGCCUGUUUCAUACUUGUUUCCCGCCUUGAAGCAAAAAAACAAAAACAAAAUGCAGGAUCCCGUCGGUCGACA
This is a messenger RNA of Colletotrichum destructivum, 3765 nucleotides long. RefSeq names its product Putative THO complex, subunit 5 protein. NCBI's taxonomy places the organism in Eukaryota, Fungi, Ascomycota, Sordariomycetes, Glomerellales, Glomerellaceae. Gene Ontology annotation, molecular function: mRNA binding. The coding region runs from base 1727 to 2371 and encodes 214 amino acids. Gene Ontology annotation, cellular component: THO complex part of transcription export complex. The transcript is spliced from 3 exons. Gene Ontology annotation, biological process: positive regulation of DNA-templated transcription, elongation; mRNA export from nucleus. The record is from RefSeq and is a predicted model, not a curated record.